This is a messenger RNA of Phragmites australis (common reed), 1050 nucleotides long. RefSeq lists its product as uncharacterized. Lineage: Eukaryota; Viridiplantae; Streptophyta; Magnoliopsida; Poales; Poaceae. Bases 308 to 886 code for a protein of 192 amino acids. The transcript has 2 exons. The record is from RefSeq and is a predicted model, not a curated record.
UCGCGAAGCCAUCCAAGGCUGGCGAGCGAACCUUGCCGUUGCCGGCCCGGGGGACGCCAGCCUUGCUGGGGAAGCGUGCCCCGAGGUAUAUAUAUAUGGGAGUGUUAUUCUACACCACAGGACCAAGCCAGCUUCUCUCCUCGGAGCACACCCCUCCUUCUUCCUACGCCCGACCACACCUGCCCACCUUCCCGCUCCCGCGCAUCCAGCCCCGAUCCGGAGCGCUCAUGCCCGCGCCCGUUCCCAGCUCUGAACCGCGCCCUCGUGAUCCCCACCUGGCAGCUUCUUCCUCAAGUCGUCCUGCCCCAUGUCGAGGAUGCCGCCACAAUCCUCGACGAUCCUAGCCUUCAUGCAGCUGCGCCGCCAUAAUCACGGUCUCCUUCCUCGCGUCGACAACACACUCAGGGCCCGCGUCGACUGCUUCUGCAGGCCAUGGCUUCUGCACCGCCCAUAUCUGCAGCUUCAUUCGCCACGUCCACAUCAUCUUCCGCUCCUGCAACAUCAACGAGAAGCUUGGCUUCUCUUUGCUUCUCCUGGGCUCGCCCGAGAACCUCCAACCGCUGUCAAGGCCAUCAUCCGGCUGCUGCGGGAGUGCAGGCCAAGUGUUCGAGACAUUGCUAAGAUGUGCGUCGCCUACCAGACGCUGCUCACUAGCAACCUGGAUAGCGUCACGGCUAUCCUCUUGCGCGCCGAUGAGCUCGGAGUGCCGCGCAACUCGCUUUUGUUCAGGAAGGCGGCGACCCUGCUGAGGUGCUCCAGGGAGAAGCUUCAGAGGGCGUCGGAGUUCCUGGCCAAGGUGCUCAACGUCGAUGCCAAGUACAUCCUGGGCAGGCCUGUUGGCAAUCUAGCACUCAGAUCGCUCACCAGACCCUCUCACAAUCUCUGAAAUCGGUCGGUUGUACAGACUGAAGAAAAUCCGAAAAAUGUCGUGCUACAGUAACUAAAUAUUCAGACGGAACUCAGCGUGGAUUUGUGUUGCGGGAGCUCACGCAUUUUCUCUGGUGUUCAUUCCUUUAAACAGACAAUCAAAGUAGUGGACUAUGAGGCCUA